Molecule: messenger RNA, 2725 nt
Organism: Cyprinus carpio (common carp)
Lineage: Eukaryota; Metazoa; Chordata; Actinopteri; Cypriniformes; Cyprinidae
Molecular function (GO): protein binding
Source: RefSeq, a predicted model, not a curated record
ACUCACACGUGACUCCUGAUGGAAAGAGUGAAUUAACGUUACACAGGCUGUUAAAUGUGAUUUGUCGCUCCUUCAAAAGCUGAGGACAAUAAGAUCAUUUGAAUGAAACUAGAUCUAGUUCACGCCGUCUCCAGCAGUUGACUAACGUUACUCCUCAGUCCUCAUGAGGGGGCAAAAGGACGGUUUUUAACCGGGCUUCAUACCCACAUCCUGCAGUCUGCUCAUGCUCUGCUCUCGUCCCUUAAAGCGGUGCGACUCCACCAGCGACAACAUGUAGAACUUGGAAGUCUGUCCCGGUGAAUACAAGACCUUCGAUUAGAGUGAAACAAGCUGUUGGUAACAUGGGGAAUAACUCUGGAAGAGAGCGACAUGGGUCUUCAGGCACUGCAGCGGAAACAUAUGAAACACCUCCCACCUCACCAUAUAGUGUUGUUACUACCUGCUCACCAACCACACAAUUGGUGUCCAUUUCCAACUGUACAAGCACAGCCACCCCUGAAACAGCUCAAGACGCUCUGAGCUCCACCAAUCAGAAUGACGAGCCAUUGCUGGACUGCAGGACAGGGCCUGAAAAGGAGGCUGAGGAGGAACUUAAGAUGACAGAAUCACCUGGGCAGGUGUCUUAUCCCUCAGAUGCGUGUAUGAAUGGAGACACAGAAGUGGACCCAAACCUUCUACAGGAGUGUUUGAACACACUGCAGCUGAACAACAUUGAAGAAUCCACGCACAUAUUAAAUGAUUUGUUAAAAUGUUUUCUGGUGGAGAGGGAGAAGAUGAAGGAGGAACUGAGAAGUUGUAAGGAGAAGAUUCAGGCAGAACGUGAGGAGUGGCAGCAAUUCCAGGCUGACCUGAAGGUGGCGCUGGUGGUUUCAGACAGACUGAGGGCAGAAGCUGAGGAAGAGCUAAGUACUUUAAGAGCAGCAAGGCAGGACCUGGGCACACAGCUAGCCAAUGCCUUGCAGAGUCGCCAGGAGGUCGAAAGUCAAUUGGAGAGCCUCAGAAUUGAGCUGGAGCAGAGCAAGCAGAAACUGAAGCAGGUCACAGGCAGCCACCAGGGGGCGCCGGCAAUGAGGGGCCUAGAGAGACAAGUGGAGGGUUAUGGGAAGAGAACCGGACCAGAAGAUCAACUGUGGACUGAUGAAAUGAAGAGAAAAAGAGAAAUGCGCAUCUCUGGUACUUCAGAGAGGUCAAGGAGCCUGUGCCGGAUGCCCUCAGAUUACCCUGAUGUUGUUGUUAAUGGUACUUCUCAACCUUCUGUUACUAUGACAACAGUAUGUACUUCUCAGAGCAAGACUCAAGCAGUAAGUUCAGACAAACAGAACAACAAGACCAGCUCCAAUAGAGAUAAGAAAGUGGAGAAUUCACUCCUACAGACAUGCAACUCUUCGGUUUUAGAUGUGGCAAAACAGAUCAACAGAACAAGGACACAGGAGGAUUUCCCAUCAGGACUCAGGUCACUGAGGCUUCAUGGCAGCUCCAGGCGGAACUCCCUGCUUUGCUGGUGUCAAGGCAGAACUCAGGGAUACAAGAAUAUUGAGAUAACUAAUUUCAGCAGUUGCUGGGUGGAUGGUUUGGCCUUUUGUGCGAUUUACCACAGUUACCUCCCCUCUCACAUACCAUAUGACAAACUCAGUCCAGAGAAUAAGAAAGAGAAUCUCGCUCUUGCAUUCCAGACUGGAGAAGGUUUUGGAAUCUCUGCAUCACUGACGGUGGAGGAAAUGCUAAAAGAAGAAGCACCGGACUGGCACAGAGUUCUGGAAUAUGUAGAGAGCAUCUACCGCCACUUUGAGAUGUGAUACUGUGAAUAUAUACACGUCCUGAGCCUUUAUACCGUGAUCACGAAUGCUUUCAAAAUUCCACCACAGUAACAGUAUAUUCUCAUAGGGGACCACACGACUUCAAGCAACCUUAAAGUGGACCUGAAAGUUCAUCUUUAGCUGUUGGUCCGCGAUCAGAUUUUUUAAAGUAACUAAGAGGUUUGUAUUAGAGAAGGUUUUGCUGGUUAGCAUGGCCUGCUAACACUGCCACAUAUUUUGACUUCUUGCAAGCAACAAAUGAAUUGCUUGUUUCAUUAUAUUAUACUGAAGAGCUGUCAAAUGGACUUAAUGGCUUUUUGUUUUUUCUUGUUGUGCCAUUAACCAAUCAGCAUUUACAGCUGAGGUGAUUAGCUCAAAAAUGUUGUGCCAAGAACUGAAAGCCUGAAUAGGAAGCAAGCAGGUUGCUUAAUUCUGGGGACCCUGCACCAAUUUUGCAUUCACAUCACUGAGAUGAACUAGAAUGCUAUUGAAUGGCUUGUCCUAGUAUUAUAGAUCUCCUAAGAAAGGCUGGAGUGUCAGGGUAAAGAAGGGUUUUGAGUUGGAUGAGUAGUCUCCAUCAAAAUGACUGUUUUGUUUGUUAUUGCUGCUUUCUGCCCUCUGUUGGUUUUCAUUUGGUAUUGCAGUUUCAAUUUGUCUGUUUGUCAUUUUGCUCUUUUUUAUUCAGAUUCUUAUACAGUAAGACCUGGAUUACAGUAUAAAUCUCAAAUCACACAAAGCAUUACUCCUGUAUGUGUGCCAUGUUUUUUGCUGCGAUCUGAUUAAGGAACCGAGCUGUAAUAUCAUCCUGUUUUGUUGUCUUUGAGCCCCCAAACCAUCAGUGAUACUCUGACACCAAAGUACCAUUAGUGUGAUGUAGAUAUUAAAGGAAAAUAAGAUUCCAAAGACAAGCAUUAAUAAAUCAAUGUUUU